Salvia hispanica is the source of this 1574-nucleotide messenger RNA. RefSeq lists its product as uncharacterized. The record is from RefSeq and is a predicted model, not a curated record. Gene Ontology annotation, molecular function: protein binding. Lineage: Eukaryota; Viridiplantae; Streptophyta; Magnoliopsida; Lamiales; Lamiaceae.
UUUGGGCAUUUCACUAUCCACAAACUAAAAAAAAAAUGAUCAGCAGCUAAACUAUCUCCUGAAGAAGAAUUGCUCUGGAUCGGUUAAAAUUGAUUCCUCCAAGAACUUGAACGCCAUGGCUUCUCUUCCUGAAAUUGGUUCAGCGAUUUUCGAAGCUGCGGCUAAAGGAGACCUUAAACAACUCAAAGCAAUUAGCAAAAAGGUUGAUGACAAGUGGGAGCUGCGGCAAAUCUGCGAUGAAUACUACGAUUUCUCCACCGGCCGGAAUGUGCUGCAUAUUGCAGCUGGAAUGGGGCAUUUUGAUAUCUGCAAAUUCUUGAUCGAGGGCCUCCAAGUUUACAUAAAUUCCUUCACUUUCAAGAGGGAUACUCCUGUGGCAGAGGCUGUGAAAGGGGGAAACAUGAAAAUUGUGAAGUUUUUCAUCAAACAUGAUGCUGUAACUGGUUAUGCAAAUAUUGGGGGAUUCACUCCAUUGCACUAUGCAGUUCUAAAAGAUGAUAUCGAGCUUGUGCGAUUGUUGGUGAUGCAAGGUGGUUUGAUGGAUCGAGAUUCUGGAGAUGGAACGCCUUUACAGAUUGCUGUUUCUCGUGGAAACGUUGAGGCUGUCAAGUGUCUCCUAUCUCGUGGCGCAAAUCCGUCUUAUUAUGAUGCACUAGCCGACACGCCUCUUUUAUGUGCACUCAAGUCUCGCUCGUUUGAAUGCUUCGAUGUGCUGCUUGAGGCUGGUGCGGACCCGAAUGUGUAUUACUUCGGGUUAAGUCCUUUGGGAUUUGCUGCAAAACAAGACGACACAAAAAUUGUAACGCGUUUGCUUGAAGCUAAAGCAAAUCCAGAUUCAUUUCAAGCAGAUUUUACUAAACCAAUUCAGGAUGCUGCUAUGGUGCGUAAUCGUGCUGCUGUGGAGAUUUUGUUUCCCGUGACUUCACAAAUUGCAGAUUAUCCAAAUUGGAGCGUUGAUGGCAUAAUCGAGCACACUGAUUCGGAAGAAUUCAAAACAAAGAUGGCGAAGAAAAUGAGAGUCGGCUUGGCAGAAGAAGACAUCAGAGGGAAGCAAUACGCGAGCAAUAAGGAAUACCGCGAUUCCGUCUUAAACUAUAGAAUGGCUACGCACCUUGAACCGUCAAACCCCACGUGGGUAUUAAAGCUAAGCACGUGUGAAGCGCGCAUGGGUCAAUGCAACCGUGCUCUGUUUAACGUUCAGAAAUGCAUUCGACUCGAGCCAGACUCGGCCGUCCCUUACCAUGAAGGAGAAAAAAUUGUUUAUGAGAUAGUCAAGAAAUUCCUCAUGGCAUGCCUUGCCUUCUCCUUGGAUCCUCACAACAGGAACACUGGUGAUGCAUUUAGAGUUUGUUUGUUUGAUUACUUUGUUUGGUUGAGUCAGAUGAGCAGCCCUGACCAGAUUUUGAGUUGUAUUCUAUUGUAGAUAGCAUUGUUGAAUUUCCCCAUUUUUUGGAGGAGAUAAUAUUUUGGAUCAUAUUCAAUUGUCGCAAAUCAUAUACUCCACAUUGAUUCAUAAUUCAUGCAAAUAUUUGUUUCAUAUACUCCACACUGAUCAAUUUAUAAUGUUAAUUUAA